UCCCUCCAAUUGUACAUGCCUGGAAUUCUGCAUUUAGUCGUGGAAGGCUGCGCCACCACACAGUCAGCGCGCUCUUUCGGUGCUCAAGGCCAACUGAAGCUAAGCAUCGCGGACAGCACGGUUUAUAGCCGAGUCCCUCGACUCUGUCGAUCGAAGCUGGUAGCGAUGACGGUUCGAGCUGAGGUCGCCAACAGCACUUCUCCUUCUUUCUUUCCCCAUCCCGAGACAGCUGUGCGGAGCAGCAGCCAGCCAGGCCGAGUCCAAGCAGCAGUCAGAGCCAAACAAGAAAUGGAGACAGCGCAGCCCUCCAGGACAUGUCGCUCAUCCGAAGCGGUUGGGAAAUCGUGCUGGAGUUUGGAUGCCAGAGUCAUGAUGCUUCUGGUGACUCUCGCCGGAGCUGUCAUCUUGUGGCUUCUCUACAGACUCUUACAAACACGACACAGGCUGAAAAUGGCGAGUGCAAGACACGCUUUGGAGUAUUGCAGCUUCUACCACGCGGCCACCUACACGUUCAAGCACCCUCCAUCAUAUGAGAAGCUGUCCAACGGCAACGUUGCGCACGCUGUUCCGCCCGUGCCAACCGUUGCCAUAGCAAUACCUGUAGCCGCCACGCCACUGCCACCCAUUCCAGUAGCCCUCCCGGCCCCGAUGGCUCCGCCCCCGGCGUCCGUCCAUCCUGAAGUAUCUUCACUCCAGGUGACGCCUCCUCUGCCCGCGACCCAAACCGCCGCGCCGAGCCCCCACCUGUCAUGGGGAGCCUGCUCAGACGUGGACGUGUACUCUCGGAUUGGCGCUUACAGGCCCUCCAGGCUCUCCAGCCUAUCCAGUCAUUCCAAGGUCAUUCUUUUCGAACACUCGUCCCUCUGACCCGAGAGCAUGAUGCUCAUCGUGAAGUCUGAUUUCUUUCUUCCUCUUCAUGUUGCUAUUUGCUUCGGGUAAUUAUAUGAGAACGUUACUUUCUCCGAAUUGCAAUGUGUUGCAAUUCUUCCGCGUUACUUUUGUGUUACCUUCCACAAAACAACU
Molecule: messenger RNA, 1023 nt
Organism: Hippocampus comes (tiger tail seahorse)
Lineage: Eukaryota; Metazoa; Chordata; Actinopteri; Syngnathiformes; Syngnathidae
Exons: 3
Coding region: 16-867 (283 amino acids)
Source: RefSeq, a predicted model, not a curated record